AUGCUGAGCACACAUUUUCCGGGCUGUGAAGAGGUGACAGAGACAGAUGAGCAGUUAAGCCGGGAGGAGGCCGACUGGGAGGGAGCAGCGGAAGUGGUGGAGGAGAGCAGGAUAGAGUGGGCGCUCUUCUCCUUUGCACCCUUCAAGUCUGCGGGUCCGGACGGAGUCCUACCGGUACUACUGCAGAAAGGGUAUGAGCACAUAAAAGACGACCUACUGGAACUAUACAGGGCAAGUAUUGCUCUCAGAUACAUUCCAAAGGUGUGGAGAGAGGUAAGGGCGGUCUUUCUACCUAAACCAGGCAAGAAAUCAUAUCAAGAGGUCAAAUCAUUUAGAAGCAUAAGUCUAUCGUCUUUUGUCCUAAAGACCCUAGAGAAGGUGAUGGACAAGCAUAUUAGAGAGAAGGUCAACUGCAGUGAACACCCGAUUCACGGGAAUCAGCAUGCAUAUAUGGCUGGGAAGUCAACGGAGACGGCUCUUCAUAACCUAGCUGUGCGGGUAGAAAGGGCACUAGAAUCAAAACAGUACGCUCUAGGCUGCUUCUUCGACGUGGAGGGGGCCUUUGACAGGGCUACUUUCCAGGCCGUUGAAGAGAGUCUAGAGAGAGAAGGCAUCCGACCGACAUUAGCGCAGUGGAUAGGCAGUAUGCUUAGGUGCAGGUCUAUAACGGCGGAGUUGGGAGGUACAACAAAGACGAUUAGUCCCAGGAGGGGGUUCCCGCAGGGAGGCUGCUUGUCACCCUUGAUGUGGUGUCUACUCCUGGAUUCUAUGGUAAGAGAACUCAACAGGGGAGGCUUGUAUAUGCAGGCCUACUCUGAUGACGGAGUACUACUGGUGAGAGGUAUGGUCCUUAGUGUCAUGAGGAACAUAAUGGUAAGAGGUCUCAGGCAGGUACUGGGAUGGUGUAGAGGGAGAGGACUGGAUCUCAAUCCGUCGAAAACUAAGCUGGUGUUAUUCACUAACAAGAGGAAAAAAGAGAUGGAACCCAUAAAGAUAGAGGGUGUAGAAUUAGAAAUGGUAGACGAGCUCAAAUAUCUGGGUAUUACUCUUGACAGUUCACUCAGAUACGGGACUCAUAUCAGAGAGCAGACGGCUAAGGCCAUAAGAACGCUGUAUCAAUGUAAAAGGGCAGUGGGGAAGAACUGGGGACUGAAGCCGGGUAUGAUCCACUGGAUUUACAAGGCUAUUAUCCUACCCAGGGUGCUAUAUGGGGCAGUGAUCUGGUGGCACAGGACCCAUAUUGGAGAAUAUCGGAAGAAUCUGACAAAAGUACAAAGACUAGCCUGCCUCAUGACGACGGGGGCUAUGAGAACCACCCCGACUCAUGCUAUGGAGGUGCUGAUAGGCUUAAAGCCCCUUUGGAUUGAGGCAGAGAAGAGAGCCAUGGAACAGUGGUACAGAAUGAAAGCAUGUAAGGAAUGGAGAGGAAGUUGUGUGGACAAGAGACAUGCAAGAGAGGCACUAUCAAAACUAGAAAUGCUGAUGGCCAAUAAUGACCUCAUAAAGAGGGAGGAGAUUUUCGAUAAGAAGUACAGGGUACAUAUAGGAGAAAGAGACAACUGGAAGGUAGGGGUCGUGCACCCAACGACUAUAUGCUUCACAGAUGGCUCUAGGAGAAGCUCUACAAAGUUAGCAGGGGCGGGAAUAGUAAUCCCGAAACUAGGAGAAAAGGUGUCAAUACCACUAGGGAGAUACACUAGCGUGUUUCAAGCAGAGGUAUGUGCCAUAGCGCGCUGUGCACGUAUAAUAAAAGAAAGUGACAUACAAGAUGGAGCCGUGGUAAUAUACACUGAUAGCCAAGCGGCGCUAAAGGCUCUGAAGAGAAUAUCGGUGACCUCGUCCCUGGUGAAAGAAUGUAGGGAAGAGCUCAACUCGAUAAGCAAGGAUAGAAGUGUAACGGUUGCGUGGGUACCGGGACACCAGGGAGUUACAGGUAAUGAGAAAGCGGACGAGUUGGCAAGGGCGGGGGCGGAGACGGAAUUCUUGGGUCCGGAACCGGCUCUGCCGAUGUCAGCUGACGUCACGAAAGGAGUCAUUGAGAAGAUAAAAGAGAUGGAAGCACAAAGAGACUGGGAAAAAGAGACCAGUUGUAGACAAACGAAGAUGAUGAUAGAAGGUAGAGACCAAAGGAGAACUAGGUAUCUUUUGAAACUAGCGCUCGCAGUUGAGACUUUGGGUCCCUGGUCGGCCGAUAUGAAAUCAUUCAUGGGGGCACUGUCGGCACGGCUGGUCGACACCACAGGGGACCCCAGGGCUGGCGCGUACCUCUGUCAACGCAUCUCACUUGCGAUACAAAGAGGUAACGCCGCCAGUGUCAUGGGGUCCAUGCCGCAAGCCGACCUACUGGAAGGGAGCAACGUCAGUCGGUUCGCGGCAGGCGCCCGGAGCAGCCGGCCGCCACCCCGCCGCGCGAACACGCCGGGAGCCUUUGUAAUGACUCUGACGUCCAACGGUGUGAAACGGCUAACGCUCACGCUGUCACCGGUACAUUCAACUGAUAUGCUCUAA
Molecule: messenger RNA, 2508 nt
Organism: Leguminivora glycinivorella
Lineage: Eukaryota; Metazoa; Arthropoda; Insecta; Lepidoptera; Tortricidae
Exons: 3
Coding region: 1-2508 (835 amino acids)
Molecular function (GO): nucleic acid binding; RNA-DNA hybrid ribonuclease activity
Source: RefSeq, a predicted model, not a curated record